AUGCCGUUUAUCGACAAUGCGAUCCAUGUGGACGAAUCGUUUGCGCGAAUCGCGAAUGCUGACAUCGAGGUGAUUCUCAAACAACUCACACAAGAUGAAAAAGUCGCACUUUUGACAGGCGAAGACUUUUGGCAUACCGUGCCCAUACCCAGACUAGGUAUCCCUUCGAUUCGAGUUUCAGAUGGCCCCAACGGCGUACGGGGUACUCGCUUUUUCAGCAGCGUUCCCGCCGCAUGCUUGCCAUGCGGGACUGCAAUCGGCGCAACAUUUGAUCGAGAUCUCGCUGUUAAGAUCGGGCAUGUGCUCGCCGCCGAAGCGAAAGCUAAAGGCGCCCACGUUUUACUUGGUCCAACAAUCAACAUUGCGCGCGGUCCACUAGGAGGAAGAGGCUUCGAGUCGUACUCUGAAGACCCGCUGCUGUCUGGUGUUCUCGCGGGUCACUACUGCAGGGGACUGAAAGAGAAGAAUAUCAGCGCAACUCUCAAGCACUUUGUUUGUAAUGAUCAAGAGCAUGAGCGUAUGGCUGUCAGCUCUAUCUUAACUGAUCGAGCGCUGAGAGAAAUUUACUUGCUUCCGUUUCAGAUUGCGAUCGCCCUUGGAAGUCCCGACGCAGUAAUGACGGCGUACAAUAAAGUGAAUGGUAUACAUGUGGCUGAGAAUAAGACCUUGUUGCAAGAUAUUCUCCGUGGAGAAUGGGGCUGGGAUGGAUUGGUGAUGAGUGACUGGUUCGGGACAUAUAGCACCUCCGAAGCUGUGGUGGCGGGUCUAGAUCUGGAGAUGCCAGGCCCUCCAAGAUGGCGCGGUGCUGCCUUGACACACGCAAUCACAUCCAACAAAGUUCCACUUGCUGCAUUGAACGAUAGGGUAAGAGCAGUUCUAAAACUCGUUCAGAAGGCAAGCAAAUCAGGUGUCCCUGAGCGGGCUCCAGAGACCCAGCUCGAUCGAUCCGAAGACCGAGCGCUGUUAAGAAAGAUCGCGUCGGAAGCGAUCGUACUUCUGAAGAACGAUGGUAAUAUUCUCCCAUUAAACAAAAGCAAAAAGGUCGCAAUCAUCGGACCUAACGCCAAAAUUGCAACCUACUGUGGAGGUGGUAGUGCUGCAUUAAACCCAUACUACGCCGUGACGCCCUUCGAUGGCAUCUCCGCUUCAGCUCUGGGAGAUGUAGAAUUUGCACAGGGUAUAUACGGUCAUCAAAUGCUACCCCUGCUCGGCAAGUGCCUUCAUACCGAAGAUGAUCGGGUUGGGUUUACCUUGAGCAUUUUCAAUGAUCCACCAAUGCUGGCAACCAGAAAGCCUCUCGAACAACGUCACGAAACCGAUUCGAUGAUCAUCUUCAUGGACUACGAUCAUCCAGAUUUGCAAAAGACUUGGUAUGCAGAUGCAGAGGGAUAUUUUACCCCCGCAGAGUCCGGAACGUAUGAUUUUGGUCUUACCGUUCACGGUACUGGAAAGCUCUUCGUCGACGGUGAGCUUCUCAUCAACAAUGCCGACAUACAAAGACCUGGAACCAGCUUUUUCGGCAGUGGCACAUUGGAGGACACAGCAGCCCUGGAGUUAGAGGCUGGUCGAAAAUACAAAAUCCAUGUGCAAUGGGGAUGUGGCAAAACCAGCACAUUCAGAGUCCCUGGUGUGGUCGAUUUCGGACACGGUGGAUUCCGCUUUGGGGCAUGCAAACGCCUCUUGCCUCAGGAUGGUAUCGCCGAGGCUGUUAGAUUGGCUUCAAGUGUCGACCAGGUUAUCCUAGUUGCAGGACUGAGCGCCGAAUGGGAAUCAGAGGGCGAGGACAGGUCACACAUGGCCUUGCCGCCCUAUACAGAUGAGUUGAUCUCGCAAGUGUUGGUUGCCAACUCCAACACCGCUAUUAUCAUUCAAAGUGGCACUCCCGUGGAGAUGCCUUGGGUUCACAAAGCGAAAAGCAUUCUUCACGCGUGGUAUGGAGGAAACGAGACAGGCAAUGGUAUUGCUGAUGUCGUAUUUGGUGAUGUAAAUCCAUCUGGCAAGCUUCCUCUUACAUUCCCUCGACGCUUGAAAGACAAUCCCACCUUCUUCAAUUAUCGAUCCGAGGGAGGCCGAGUUCUGUAUGGAGAAGAUGUCUAUGUGGGAUAUCGAUACUACGACGGGCUGGAAAUCGAUCCACUGUUCCCCUUUGGUCACGGACUUUCCUACACCAGUUUUAAGCUCUCAAAUCUGGAGCUGAUCAGGAACUCAGACAGUCAUCUGCAAAUACAGUGCAAGGUGCAAAACACGGGGUCGAGAACCGGUGCAGAAGUCCUCCAAGUAUAUGUUGCUCCCGUUUCUCCACCGAUCAAGCGCCCUGUCAAGGAACUUAAGGAGUUCCACAAGUGUUUGCUUGAACCAUUGUCGGAAGAAGUUGUAACGAUUCCACUGGAUCUGAUUCGUGCAACAAGCUUCUGGGAUGAGAACAGUGGGAGUUGGUGUAGUCACAGUGGGGCCUACAAAAUCAUGGUUGGAACAAGCAGUCGCGGAGACUUCUUAGAAGGCUCUUUGGACCUGAACGAAACAGUGUUCUGGUCUGGAAGUUGGGAGGUAACCAAUUGA
Molecule: messenger RNA, 2559 nt
Organism: Penicillium hordei
Lineage: Eukaryota; Fungi; Ascomycota; Eurotiomycetes; Eurotiales; Aspergillaceae
Product: beta-glucosidase
Exons: 4
Coding region: 1-2559 (852 amino acids)
Biological process (GO): glucan catabolic process
Molecular function (GO): beta-glucosidase activity
Source: RefSeq, a predicted model, not a curated record